Molecule: messenger RNA, 2156 nt
Organism: Culicoides brevitarsis
Lineage: Eukaryota; Metazoa; Arthropoda; Insecta; Diptera; Ceratopogonidae
Gene: l(3)72Dn
Product: U3 small nucleolar RNA-associated protein 4 homolog
Exons: 3
Coding region: 67-2115 (682 amino acids)
Biological process (GO): maturation of SSU-rRNA from tricistronic rRNA transcript (SSU-rRNA, 5.8S rRNA, LSU-rRNA)
Cellular component (GO): small-subunit processome; t-UTP complex; 90S preribosome
Molecular function (GO): protein binding; RNA binding
Source: RefSeq, a predicted model, not a curated record
UAAACAAAAGCACACGUGAAAUUUAGGAUUUUAGCGAUUUUCGAGGAUUUUAAGGAGUUUUAAAGGAUGAAAGCGCACGACAACGAGCCUUUUGUGGAUUUGCACAAUGUUGAAUUCUAUAAUUUUACGCCGCGAGCAAUUUUGCACAUGAAAAGUGAUCGAAAGGGGCUUUUAGCGGUUGCGAGGUCUGAUAGAACGAUCGAAGUAUGGAAUAUUGCUUCAGAAGCCCCAAUUUUGCUUCAAACUUUGUAUCCAAAAGGAAAUUUCAUUAUUGAAGGUCUUGCAUGGGCUCAAGGGCAACUCUUCAGUGUCGACAAUGACGGACAAAUGCUUCAAUGGGACCUGAAUUCGGGCGAAAUUCAUAAAAUUAUGCGAGUAACGGGCAGUGCUGCGUCUUGCAUCGACGUUAGUCCAAAUGAAGACUUAAUUUGCGUCGGCACAGAAGAAGGAUAUUUGAAUAUUUUUUCAGUUUCCGAGGAAAAUGGCGUUUUAUAUCAAAAAAUCAUGGAUAAACAAGAAGGAAGAGUCGUUUGUGUGACUUUUGAUCCAACGGGAAAGCUUUUGGCAACAGGAAGUGUCGAUAAUUUACGAGUUUGGGAUGUUCAAACGGGUCAUGUGUUGCACAAAAUGAGCGUUCCUCGUCUCGAAACGAAAAAAGAAGCGAUUGUUUGGUGUGUGACGUUCGUUAAAGACUUGAAAAUUAUUUCGGGAGACUCUACAGGACGAUUAACGGUUUGGGAUGGAAGACUCGGAGUGCAAAUUUCCUCACUUGUGGCAUCAAAAGUCGACAUUUUAGCGAUAACAGCGACAGAAGACAUGGAAAAUGUCUUUUGUUCGGGCAUUGAUCCCGAUAUUAAGUCAUAUUCGGAGAUCACAAUCCGAAAAGAGGGCGAAGAAACACGACAAUGGGUGCGUGGAAAGGGUCGUUUAAUACACAAUCACGAUGUACAUGCGUUAGUUUGGCACAACAAAAAGCUUUUUUCGGGAGGACAAGAUGGAUUUUUAACAAUUUCAUCUUAUCCGCCCAAAAUUGUCAACAAAUAUGGACCAUUUUUGGCAUCUCCUUCAGCUACAAUUAGUCAGGAACAGCGAACAAUCCUCUUGAAAUACCAAAAUUACCUUGAAAUUUGGCGAUUGGGAACGACAGAAGCAAGAGACGAACCCGGAAGACAUGAUAUUUCAUUGAAAAAUCAACCUAAAAAACUUCUCGAGCUCAAAAGUAAACACGGAAAACACAUAAUCGACGCGAAAUUGUCUCCAAAUGGUUCGUGGAUUGUCUAUACGACUCCUGAACUCACAAAAAUCUUCAAUUUUGUCGCUGCUGAAGACCAAAUACCAGAUUUGCGUAUCGUUGAUGUCCCCGAAGAGAUGCUCGGAGCACAAAAAAUCGCCUUUAACGGAGCAAGUGACGUAAUUUUCGCCUCAAACAGCAACAAAUCCAUUCAAAUUUUCACUUUGGGAGUCGAUUCGUGGCAACAUACGACGACAAUUGACACUUCGGGACAUCUGAGCGGCGUAAUUCGACAGCUGGAGGUCUCAAGUUGCGGAAAAUUUCUUGCUGUGAUGUCGUCGGGCAAUGACGUUGUACUGUAUCACUAUCAGAAAAAGUGGCAAAAGCUUCUUUCGUUGCCGAAACACAGUCAUGCUCCAACAGCAAUGGGUUUCAGACCGCAAUGCAAGUCAAUUGUCGUUGCGUUUGCCGAUCAAAAAGUCUUCGAGUACAAUUUCAAAGAGAUGUCUUUCGUUUUUAGCAGUUUUGUGGAUUGCGGCAAUACGAAACAUGCCAUUAAGGGAGUGACUUUUGAUCCGAGACGAGCUGAUGUUGUGUUGCUGCACACGGAAUUGGGAAUUAACGUUUUGAGAAUGAUGACGGAGGAGGAAGAAGAAGACGAGGAGCAAAAUAAUUCGAUAAUUCGGUUGAAAAAGAACAAGAAAGGGAGUGAAAGGAGAGAUCCUGAAGGAAAAACUGUUGUUAAGACAGUCAAAGAGUAUGAACAUCUAAUCCAUCUGGAAUGGCUUCAAGAAAAGGAACUCAUUGCUGUUCAUAUCAACACUUUACAACUCGUCGAGCAACUUCCUCCGGCGCUCAAACAAAAGAAGUUCGGAAUAUCCUAAAAUCCGCCUUUCAUCGCUCCAAAUAAACAUUUUUUCUUUAA